This is a messenger RNA of Etheostoma spectabile (orangethroat darter), 2547 nucleotides long. RefSeq lists its product as uncharacterized. The transcript has 4 exons. The coding region runs from base 132 to 1856 and encodes 574 amino acids. The record is from RefSeq and is a predicted model, not a curated record. NCBI's taxonomy places the organism in Eukaryota, Metazoa, Chordata, Actinopteri, Perciformes, Percidae.
AAGAAGGCGUUUCCCAGCGGAAGUCUUUUUUUCAUGUUCCGGUUAAUUUUAGUUUUUUGAGGUUCCGCGCGCUCCGUUCGCAUUCCUCAAACUCUAACACUAAUAAGUACAUAGCUAGCUACGUGUUCAAGAUGUCGAACACCAAACUACAGAAUCUUAGGGGCUUUUUAACUGAACGAUUUACGACCGUGGCUGUGGAGAUAUUUGGAGAGAUUGAAACUAUUGUGGAGGCGUACUACGAGGAAAACAAACGCCUGCGGAAUGUACUGCACAUGGUCAUCAAUCCCGAGAUAAAGUUACCCAGGAUAGAUGUUAGUAACCAAUACACUGGAGCAACAACAGAUGUCAGAGAGCAGCCCCCUGACAUCAACACUAGGGUGGACUUGGAAAAAUCAGAGCUGUUGUCUAAAACACCCAAAGAAGAGGAAAUUGAAUUUGACAUAAGUUGGGAAACAGAGCAACAGCAUGGGCCGGGGGAAGCUGAACUCUUUAUUGCCCCAGAUUGUGUGAAAAAUGACCCAGAAGAAGAAGAUGCAAGAAUGCUCUGCAUUGCAGACUCACUCCACGUGAAAGUGAUUGAGUACAACCCCGUUUCUCCAGACACUCUCUCAACUGGUGAAGAUAAGGACUGUUUUGAAUCGGACUCAGAGAGAAUCACAGAUUUCCCACAGCUAUCCAGGACCAAAGAAAGCUCAAGGGAAAGUCGGGAACCCCAAGAACAUGAUAUACCCUCAGCUAAUGAAGAUGAGGACUGUUGUGCAUCAGACUCAGAGAGACUCACAGAUUUCCCGCUUCUAUCUAGAAGCGAAGAUAGCUCAAGUGAUAUAAAGUCAAGGGAAAGAUUAAUGACGCCAAAGAGGUCCCUGCAGAAAACCAUGCUCGAAUUACCAAGGAUGGUGGCCCAACAGUGUGUCAUUCCUGCCCCAACUGACUGCAAGGCCUUUUUGGCAAGGCUCACAGACGCCUUCAAGGAUUUUCCGGAUGACAAGAAGCCUCUGAUAACCAAAAUGGGCCUCACUGAGAAUGUGGAAUUAGUGGACUGUGCUUUUGGCAAAGUCCCUAAAGGUUCCCCCCUGUCCUACCAGUUUCCAGUGCCAUCAGGUCAGGAUUACAAGACUCAUGACAAUACUCCCCCUCGACCGCUGCUUCCCCUGAGUGAUCACAAACUGGAGCCAGUCUUGGGUUCUCCUAGCCUCAGUGCCAAAGAGCGUGAACAUAUGGAAGUCAUGCAAAUCACCUGGGAGGCAGCACGCCGUCUGGAGCACUCCACACGUGGCUGCGAGGAGGCAGCAAAUGAGCUGCGCAAGCUGCGCCUGACCAGUCAUUUUAGGGAGAUCUGCGAACUUAAACCAGGAUGGUGCAAUGAAAAGCUCCUGAUACUCAAGAUGCAGAAAGAUUUGUCCAUGUGCAAGGCAACACAGAAAGAAAAGCAAAUGAAGGCUGAGGCACUUCGGGAAUAUUGUAACCGUUUGUGUGUCAACUGGUCCCCCUGCGGUUUGGUUGUGCAUCCGAAUGCUCCGUGGCUGGGGGCGCUGCCUGACGGGUUGGCGUACGACCCCAAGGAGAAAGACAGUUUUGGGCUGGUGCAUGUCAAAUGCAUCAGGUUUCCGAGCUUCAUCGACUGUGGGUUCCUGUCCUGCCAGGAUGGAGUCUUGCAACUGAAGAGGAGCCACUCGCACUACUGGCACAUCCAAGGAGAGAUGAUGGUGACGGGCACAGAGUGGUGUGAUCUGUUGGUGUUUUCCAGAAAUGACAUACUGGUUCAACGCAUCUACAGAGACUUGGUUAUUAUCAAGGUCAUGAAGAAGAAGUUGGAUGAUUUCUUUUUCCAAUUCUACCUGCCACAUCUGCUGUAAGUGAUCUAACAGAUGUUUGAGCAUCAUCACACUGCUGUCAGACUCUACUUGCUGUUCCCCUCAGGUCCUUAGUUGUAAGUUUUAAGAGAUUGUAAACUACUUGAAUGUGAUCUUUUCUGACUGCUAAUGUUCUGUUCAAUUUUUGGAUCUUUUGUAUUUCUUUUACUUUGAAAUGACACACAUCGUAUGCAAUUUGAAACUAAAGUUGAGUUAUAUUUGACAUGUUUACCACUCUUGCUACUCUCCAAAGGGGCCCUGUUCUAGGGCUGCACCUACUGUAAAGGCUAUUUUUUGUACUAUUGCUUUUGUUUAUCUGCUGUUCAUUUACUUGAUUAUUAUAUUAAUAAUUUAGUCCACAGAAGGUCAGAAAAAGGUGAAACAUAUUUACCUCAGUUUUCCAGAGGCCAAGCUCACAUGGAUUACGUCUGAUGGUUUAAUAUCCUGCAAGACUUAGAAAACCAGCAAAUCUAUACGUUUGAGAAACCAGAACAAGGGGAUAUUUGGUAUUUUUUUCUUAAAAAGAUGUACGUACUUGGUUGAUCGAUUACUAAAAUUGUUGCAGAUUAAUGUUUUUGUACUUUAUUUUUUUUAUUGUUGAUUUGUCAAACAAAGCAUUUUUUUCAAAUGUUGACACUUAUGGGGAAUUUCAAGAGACUACCAAGCACAAUAAAUGGUAAAUGUUGCUGGAGUU